Molecule: messenger RNA, 548 nt
Organism: Homalodisca vitripennis (glassy-winged sharpshooter)
Lineage: Eukaryota; Metazoa; Arthropoda; Insecta; Hemiptera; Cicadellidae
Product: ejaculatory bulb-specific protein 3-like
Exons: 2
Coding region: 80-472 (130 amino acids)
Source: RefSeq, a predicted model, not a curated record
ACUUCCAUAGAGGUAUAAAGCGAGAUCCGACACCUCAGGCCGCAGUCACGAUCUGACCUAUCAAGCAGAUUCUAUCGAGAUGGCGCGAGUUUUACUUCUGUUGUCUUUGGUCGGCAUGGUCGCCGUGGUGCUCGCCAAGCCCGAGGAAAAGUACACCACCAAGUACGACAACAUUGACUUGGAUCGCAUCUUGGACAACGAACGUCUCAUGGAGAAGGCCACGAAGUGCCUCAUGGACGAGGGAGACUGCACCCCUGACAUGGCGGAACUAAAGAAAGCGCUGCCGGACGCUCUGCAGAACGAGUGUGCCAAGUGUUCCGAUAAGCAGAAGGAGGGCGCUCGCAAGGUCCUCAAGUUCUUGAUUGAGAAGAAGAAGAGCGUCUUCGAGACACUGGAGAAGAAGUACGAUCCGGAGGGCGUCUACCGCAAUAAGUACCAAGAACUCGCCGCCAAGGAGGGAGUGAAAGUUUGAAAAACCCAAUCAAAGUCCAAUCUAUCCUCAUUGUUAAUGCUUAUGUAAAUAUAGUAUCGGUCAUUUGAAGUUAUCA